This is a messenger RNA of Galleria mellonella (greater wax moth), 5574 nucleotides long. RefSeq names its product cell adhesion molecule Dscam2-like. The transcript has 34 exons. The record is from RefSeq and is a predicted model, not a curated record. The coding region runs from base 202 to 5496 and encodes 1764 amino acids. Gene Ontology annotation, biological process: axon guidance; homophilic cell-cell adhesion; dendrite self-avoidance. Gene Ontology annotation, molecular function: cell-cell adhesion mediator activity. NCBI's taxonomy places the organism in Eukaryota, Metazoa, Arthropoda, Insecta, Lepidoptera, Pyralidae. Gene Ontology annotation, cellular component: plasma membrane; axon.
CUCCGUGAGGGUGGCACGUGUUUUAUCCCCUAUAUUUAUGGAGGGAAAACUUUUACAAACUCACGUAACAAAAUACAUUUAUACAAAUAAUGAGUAAUGAUGUUGCGAAGUGAAUUAUUCGUGAGAUGUGUGAUUUUGACUGUUUGGGAGAAUUUUAAUUAUAAUAUUUGCAAUUUGGAAAAUCGUUAUCAAGUGUGAAUAAUGCAAGGUUUUGCGACAUCGUGCAUCCUUAUCGCACUAGCGGUGGCGCAAGCGGCGAGUACCGGGGACAAAAGGCCACAUUUUGUGUUGGAGCCACCGUCGCGGGUGUUGUGGCCUGCUACACGCGGCGCCUACGCAGCCUGCCGUGCUACAGGACACCCGGCACCCGAUUUACAUUGGGUGACGGCUGAAGGGCAACUUUUGACGACUAUACCCGGUCUCAGGCAUGUGCUCGCCGACGGAAGACUUGUUGUCGGAGCCCGAAGAUCACUCUUAGAUGCUGGAAGCGGCGCUAGUGGUGCAGUACUUCGGUGCAGGGCAUCAAAUCGUGCAGGGGUCGUACUAUCUCGACCAGUAUUAUUACAGCCAGUGGAAGACAACGUCUUGUCCCAUACGGCGCGACAGUUGACUCCAGCUAAAGUGGGCGGUUCAGUGGUGCUGCGAUGUGACGUGUCUCCUCAAGUUGGCCUCGUGGAUAUAACAUGGUUACAAGAUGGUUUACCUUUAUCAUCAGGAUAUUUGGCAUCCGACUCGAGGUGGAUAUCCGGAGCGGGGGGCCUCUUACUGGGCUCCGAACUAACUCAAGCUGACAUACAAGCUGAGUAUACGUGUGUAGCACUAGAUAUGCCAAGUCUGCCUUUGAAACUUACAACUGAUGAUAGCAGUUGGUUAGAAAACGUCGAAAUAAAUUCAAUUGAAGCUAGAGCUGGCGACACUGUGAUUCUUCCAUGUAUAUUGAGACACGUGAAUGGUCACACUAUAAGUUGGCAGCGGCAGGACCCUAGCGGCACGUGGACACCAGCAACGGGAGAAGGAACAGUGCGUAGUGGAGCUCUCAUAAUGCCAAAUGUAAGAGAACAAAAUGCUGCCCGGUAUGCUUGCUCGUCAGGCCUCGAAUCGUCUCCACGAAUGCUCAUAAGAUUAACGGUUUAUGAACCAUUGAGUAUGACAAUUUCACCUAAUCCAUUGAUGCUAGGAACCGGUGGAACUGGAUUUUUCAAUUGCUCAGCACAUGGUGGACGUGGAGGUGGAAUUACUAUGAGUUGGCAGCACGAAGGUAGACCUCUUCAUGCUCCACAGUCACGGUUAUCCAUCGGACCUGUGCGGUCUCACCAUGCCGGCCUCUAUCAAUGUACUGUACACGAUCAUACGGAAUCCACUGUAGCCUCUGCCGAAUUGAUUAUUGCUGACAGGCCGCCAAGGUUGGUGUCUACAUUUAGUGAAGCUGUUACAAGAACUGGUCAAAGUAUUGCUUUGAGAUGUGCAGCUACUGGUGUGCCUCCUCCCAGGAUAUUAUGGACAUUAGACGAUAGACCACUACCUGCGGCACCUGAUAGAUAUAGUGUUAAUACCAGAGCUGAAAAUUUAUCUGAUAGUGAAGAAGGGACCAUUGUAUCGAUUCUAAGUGUGACUAUUCGGAGUGCUGAUGAAGGAGGAAGGUACGGUUGUAACGCUACUAAUUCACGUGGAUCACAUGCUCAUCAUGCAAGACUGAAUGUUUAUGGUCCACCAAAUAUUCGAUAUUUAUCUCCUAUGCAUGUGAAGACUGAUACAGAUAUAACGUUAUACUGCCCUUAUUCGGGAUAUCCUAUCAAGGAAGUGAUAUGGCGACGGGAUGAUGGUUCUGUAGUAGAAGCAGUAAUCGAGCCUGGUGAUGAUCGCGGUCUUUUAAAAUUAAAUUCAGUAAGAAGUUCUGCAGCUGGAAGUUAUACUUGUGAAAUACACGCUGAGAGUGGAGAAAUAGCUCGUAGAACAGUACGCAUUGAAAUUCAUAAACCUCCGAAGAUAGCUUCAUUUCAUUUUCCAGAAGAACUUGAAGUAGGAGGAAGUACUCAAGCGACGUGUAGUUUAGUAUCUGGCGAUAAACCAAUACAAUUCACUUGGCAUAAAGAUAAUUUACCAAUUCCGUCAGCCUUAAAGGUGGAACAAAAAAAUAUGGAUUUCUUUACAAUUUUGAUAAUCCAAGAUCUAACAUCAGCUCAUAGUGGUGAAUAUUCGUGUAAAGCAACAAAUGAUUUCGGUACUGUAAGUCACAGUGCUAUCUUAACAGUCAAAGAACCACCUACUUGGGUCUGGCGAGCCCAAAAUACUUCAGUAUCAGCCGGCGCAGCUAUACUUCUUCCAUGCUCUGCUAAAGGACAACCUUCACCAAGAAUUUCAUGGGAAUACUCACCAGAUGGCGAAAACUGGCGGCACGUGUUGUGGGGACAGUCAGAUUCAACGGAUGCCAGUGGAGGAUCAAUCCUCUCAGAUGGUACGAUAUGGCUGAGAGCUUCAUCACCAGACCAUGAAGGCUGGUACCGGUGUACAGCACGUGUCCAACACGCUUUUUUACAUCAUACUUUUUACCUUGAUGUAAGAGAACCUCCAAGGUUAAGUCGAGGAGGAGGUGGCGGUGAAACGCGAUGGGUUGUUAGAGGUUCUACAGCAAGACUUUCAUGUACGGUGAAAGGUGAACCUGAAAUUCAUAUACAUUGGACUCAUGAUUUAAGACCGUUAGCUUUACAUGGCAGUGGUGGAAUAGAAACAAAGGAUACAGGGAAUGGUGUGAUAUUAUCAGAAAUAACUAUUACACACGCAGGGCCAGAACAUGCUGGCGAGUAUAGAUGCCUUGCUCGUAACCUUUAUGGAAGCGAUGAGCUUAUUUAUCGUUUAUUUGUAAAAGAACGUCCAGCUAUACCCGAAGAAGUUAGAGUAUCAGAAGUAUGGUCACGAAGAGCAAGAGUUACUUGGCGAAUACCUCGUGGUGCUUUAGUUUCACAUUAUUCUCUCCAGUACCGCGCCCUUAAUCGGGAUUUGACAAACGCUCCGCUUGACGCCCCGCUGCCUGCUCUGCUUGAUACUUGGGACUCAUCAGAAAUCCUCAACAUCACGUUAGCUAAUUCGGAUUUGCUUCAUGUUGCGUCAGAAGGGCCGGGUCGGGCGGGUGCUCUGGUGGCGGGAUUAUCUCCCGACACGCGAUACGCACUUAGGCUGGCCGCCUACAAUGACGUCGGCGGCUCGUCGUAUACCGCACCUCUACACUUUACCACUCGAGAAGAAGCACCGGGAGGCUCACCGCGCGAUAUCACAGUACGGGCACUUAGAGCUCGCGAGCUUCAUGUCACUUGGCAGCCGCCACCGAGGGAGACUUGGCACGGAACAUUACUGGGCUAUACGAUCAAGUGGUGGGAAGUGACGGAGGAGGGCAAAGGCGCCAUUAGCGAUACCCCAGGAUCGGAGAGCGGGGCUAGUGCCGACGCCACCAGCACAACUCUGAGGGGAUUAAAGGCCGCCACGCGAUAUGCGGUAACAAUAAGGGCGUAUAACGCGGCAGGAACCGGCCCUGUAUCACCUCCACACUAUCGGCACACUUUGGAAUCACCACCGACGGGUGGGCCUGAAGGAGUGUCGUGUUUGGCCAGCGGUUCUACUUCACUGCGGGUGUCAUGGCGCCCGCCAGCUAUCGAUAAUAGAGGAGGAUUAAUAACACAUUAUACCUUACAAUAUACGAGACGUGAUGUGGAUCCCUUGCUUCCAUCUCAAGAUGCUUAUCUACGAGUUCAGGGUGAAGAGGCCACUGUAUCCAGACUAACCUCGUAUGCGGAAUACGAAAUAAGAGUUCGAGCACAUAAUGCGGCAGGUGAUGGACCGCUGUCCGCUCCGCAAGUGUGCAGGACCGAUGAGGACGUACCAAGCGCCCCAGGAGGAAUGAAGUUGAUUGCUCUUAGCGAGCGUUCAUUAAGGGCCUCGUGGCUGCCGCCUCCAGAGCCAAAUGGAAAACUUACCCAUUACAGUCUAUAUGUUAAGGAUUUGUCCGGAUCCCAAGAAGCUAACAUAUCUCGUAUCAGCGCACGCACUGAGCCGGAGGGUGGCUCUGUGGAAUGCAUGAAAUCUUUGCGUGGUCUCCGUGCUGGUAGAACAUAUGAGGCCUGGGUGAGAGCUGCCAACGCGGCUGGAGAAGGCCCUCCAUCUGCUGCGGUUGCUUGCCAAACUAGUGCUUUAGCACCAGCACGUAUUUCUUCGUUUGGAGGAUUAGCUAUGGGAGCUGCAGGGAGCUCUUUAUCAUUACGCUGCGUUGUAGGUGGAGCUCCACCUCCGGCCAAGCGUUGGCUACGAGGUGGAAGCCCGUUGCAUCCACGUCCCCCAUUCCACCUUGAUGGCGAUGCCUUGUUAAUACGAAGUUUGGAUUUAUCACAUGCUGACAAUUAUACCUGCGUGGCUGAAAAUCCUCACGGGUCAGAUUCUGCUACAUGGCGAAUAGUGGUGUUGAGGCCACCCAUACCUCCUGGUCUAGCUUUAUUGGAGGCUCGAUCACGAGAAUUAGAAUUGGAAUUACGACCAGCUCCAAGAUCACCUGGGCAUGCUUUACCUAAAGCUUAUACACUGCAUUGGAGGCUUGCAACACCUGAGGGUGAAUGGCGAAUUCAAGCAGCAACUCCGGGUCCAAUUACAUUAACAGGUUUACGUUGUGGUUCCUCAUAUAAAGCAUAUGGUUCAUCUGGGGGUGCUCCAGGGGCUGAAAUAACUGUUCGAACUUCUGGUGGACCACCAAACGCGCCUACAGAUGUGAGGUGGAUUAGAACAAAUGCAACGCACGCGAGAUUUGAUACUAGCGUGUGGAGCGACGGUGGUUGUGGUCCCGUUGCAUUGAAGUUAGAGUGGGCUGGUUCCGGCGUGGCUGGUGCGAGAGAUGUGCCUGUUGGAGGAGAGGUUAUAUUAGGGGGUUUGACUCCUGGUUCACGGUAUCGUGUUGCCGCUCGUGCUACUAACGAGGCUGGUUUAACGCGUGAAGUGUAUGAGUUCACCACUUCACCAACUGAGGGUAGUUUCGCUGAGGAGGUGGACGCACCAUUUCCAGCCACAGCUGGCGAGCUUGCAUUGUUGCUCGCACUAUGUGCUGCAUUGUCACUUGCUGCGCUCACUAUAUUAGCUAUACUUCUUAGACGUAAGAGCAGGAGUGACGGCGCAGUGGCGCGGGUUUCAACAAGCGCCGAGAAAUCGGGCUGCGGUACUUACAGAGCACCACCACAUCAGACACCAAAAUUACCUCCUGAUCCACCAGAUGUGUACGAAAUAAGUCCAUACGCGACAUUCGCCGGCGGUCCCGGUGCGGUUCAGGGUGGCGGUGGCUCCCGCGCGUACACACUUCAGUUACGAGCGCUCGCUCGCCACGAUGACGACGCUGCACCGCCGCCACACCAGUCAUGUUGUGACGAGGAGACUUGCGUGGAUGCAUGUGAUGCCCAACGGCGACGACGGCGCCGACGGCACUAUUGCCCCGAUCACGGUUGUUCACAAGACUCAGGGAGUUGAGAAACGAAACUGCCAAAUUCGUUAGUGAAAAAUUGUCUAGUCAGUGUAAUUUAGAGAAUUCGGUUAUACAUAUUAAUA